Messenger RNA from Dipodomys spectabilis (banner-tailed kangaroo rat), 1038 nucleotides. Its product is annotated as olfactory receptor 4A5-like. Gene Ontology annotation, biological process: G protein-coupled receptor signaling pathway. The record is from RefSeq and is a predicted model, not a curated record. The coding region runs from base 1 to 1038 and encodes 345 amino acids. Gene Ontology annotation, cellular component: membrane. NCBI's taxonomy places the organism in Eukaryota, Metazoa, Chordata, Mammalia, Rodentia, Heteromyidae. Gene Ontology annotation, molecular function: G protein-coupled receptor activity; olfactory receptor activity. The transcript has 2 exons.
AUGGGCAAGAGGUGCAACGUCACAGGAUUCGUCCUCUUGGGCCUCACUGUGGAUCCAGAUGGGCAAAAAGCCUUAUUUGUCCUGUUUUUACUCAGCUACGUUGUGACAAUGGUGGGCAACCUGCUCAUCGUGGUGACCGUUAUUGCCAGUCCUUCGUUGGCCUCCCCGAUGUACUUCUUUUUGACUUAUCUCUCUCUCAUGGAUGCUCUUUUUUCCAGUGCCACCUCUCCCAAACUGAUUACAGACUUACUUUCUGAUAAAACAACUAUUUCCUUCGACGCUUGCAUGGGUCAGCUUUUUAUAGUGCAUUUGUUUGGUGGUGCAGAGGUGUUCCUCCUGGUGGUGAUGGCCUAUGAUCGCUAUGUGGCCAUCUGUAAGCCACUGCACUAUUUGACCAUCAUGAGCAGACGGGUUUGUAUCAUCUUCUUGGUGGUGGCCUGUGUUGGAGGUUUUGCACACUCUGUGGGUCAGCUCGCCUUUGUGUAUAAUCUCCCUUUCUGUGGCCCAAAUGUCAUUGACCAUUUCAUCUGUGAGAUGUACCCAUUACUGGAACUUGCGUGCACCGACACCUACGCCAUAGGCCUCACUGUGGUUGCAAACACUGGAGCCAUCUGUAUGGUGGUCUUCAUCCUCCUCCUCAUCUCCUAUGGCAUCAUCCUGAACAAUCUCAAGACUCACAGUCAGGAGGGGAGGCGCAAAGCCCUGUCCACCUGCAGUUCCCACAUCACGGUGGUUGUCCUGUUUUUUGUUCCCUGCAUUUUCAUGUAUGUCAGACCCGUUUACAAUUUUCCCGCUGAUAAAUUUGUAAACGUUUUUUGCACAGUUGUCACUCCCAUGUUGAAUCCCUUGAUAUACACAUUGAGAAACUCAGAGAUGAAAAAGUGUAUGGAGAAACUCUGGUGUGAAAAGUUUCAGGGUCAAGUCACUGCCUGUAUAUUUUCCACUCAGGAUAUUUGUGUGACAGAUGGUACUGCCAAUGACACUAUUGUGGAAGUGUUGUUGGAUGUGAUUGUGGUUGAUGACAAAAGCAGACUCUAG